AUGGACAAACUGGGCAGCAUGGACGACAAAUCGUGGGUGCCCCUCACAAUGAGGGAGCGUCGACCACAUCUUCGCGGUCUCGUUGAUAUGGGAAGCAACGGGAUUCGAUUCUCCGUCUCAGACCUGUCGCCCCCGACGGCACGAACGCUUCCCACCGUGCACUUCCACCGCUCCAACAUCUCGCUGUACGAGGCCCAAUUCGACUCAAAAGGCCAGAAAAUCCCGAUCCCGCCCUCGGUGAUCCGGGCCGUCAUCGCUUCGCUGCUGCGGUUCAAGGUGAUCUGCGACGACCUGGGCGUGCCGGCGGACCAGAUCCGGGUAGUGGCAACCGAAGCGACACGCGAAGCACUCAAUUCCGCCGAGUUCCUGGCGGCCAUCCAGGAAGCAUCGGGAUUUGCUGUGCACAUGCUCCCCAAGGAAGAGGAAGGCCGCAUCGGCGCGUUCGGUAUCGCCAGCAGCUUCACCUACGUCAAGGGCUUGGUCAUGGACCUGGGCGGCGGUAGCACCCAAAUCAGCUGGAUGAUCUCGCGCGAAGGCCGCGUCGAGCUGAGUCCUCGGGGUUCCUUUAGUUUUCCCUACGGCGCCGCUGCGCUGACUCGCGCCCUGGAGGUCGCCAAAGCAGGUAAGUCGAAGGAGGAAGCUGACAAGGCCGUCGCCGCGCUCCGGGCGGAGAUGAAGACCAACUUCCUCAACGCCUACCGCGAGCUCGACAUCCCCCAGGAACUGAUCGACGCGGCCAGGCUGUACGGCGGUUUCCAGCUGUACCUGUGCGGCGGCGGCUUUCGCGGCUGGGGCUACCUCCUCCUCUACCAAAGUCAGGUGCACGGCCACCAUUAUCCCAUCUCCAUCAUCAACGGCUUCGUGGCGGACCAUGCCAGCUUCACGGACACCGAGAGGCUGAAGGAGGUCGCCCGCACGGCCCAUCGGAUCUUCCGCGUGUCCGACCGCCGACGUGCACAGGUCCCAGCGGUGGCGUUCUUGGUGAACGUGCUGGCGGAGGCGAUCCCGUUCGGGAUCAAGGAAGCGCAGUUUUGCCAGGGCGGUGUCCGGGAGGGUGUUCUGUUCCAAGAACUGCCCUACCACAUCCGGCGACAGCAUCCCCUCGAAGUGGCCACGGCGCGGUUCGCCAAACCCUCGGCGUUGGCCAUGGGCGACCUGCUCCUGUCGGCGAUCCCGCCGUCCACGAGCGGCGAGCCGCGCUCGUUCCCGCGAUCCAUCUCGACCGAAGUCAUCCGCUCGCUGGCGAACGUCUUCUUCGAACACUCAGACCUGUCCAAAGAAUCUUCCUCCAGCGCCGCCCUGUAUAGCACCUCGACGGGCAUCCUGGCCUCGGCUCACGGAGUCUCGCACACCGACCGCGCCCUGCUGGCGCUGAUGUUCGAGGAGCGUUUCGAGGGCGAGCUGCCGCCGCGCGAGCUCGACUACAAGCAGUCGUUGCGCCACCUGCUCACGCCCGAGCAGGUGUGGUGGGCGCGCUACAUCGGCCGCGUGGCCAUGGUGGUCGCGCGCGUGUACCCGGCGGGCAUCAUCGACGAGACGAACCCGCGCGUGCAGAUGUCGGCGCGGUGGGCAGCCGGGCUGGGCAAGGACGGGAACAAGGACGGCGUCGAACUCACCCUCUGGGUGGCCAAGAUCGAGGGAGACCCCUACCUUCUUAAGGACACCAUGCAGCACGCCCUGCGCGUGAUCGAGAAGGUGGGCAAGCGCAAGAACUGGAUCGAUGGGAAGAACGGAUGGGGGAUCAAAGUGAAAGUCGUCGUUGAGGAGAAGGAUCUCCGGCCCGAUCGACGACAACAACAAGAACAACAACAACAGAAGCCUCGAGAGCCGCAACAAUCAACGGCCUCCUUGGACGAGCAACUGCCGACGGCGAAGGAGGAGGAAUACGAAGACGGGGAAGAAGAAAACGAAUGGCAAUUGGAAUGA
Fonsecaea erecta is the source of this 1926-nucleotide messenger RNA. RefSeq lists its product as hypothetical. Gene Ontology annotation, biological process: regulation of transcription by RNA polymerase II. The record is from RefSeq and is a predicted model, not a curated record. The coding region runs from base 1 to 1926 and encodes 641 amino acids. The transcript is spliced from 2 exons. NCBI's taxonomy places the organism in Eukaryota, Fungi, Ascomycota, Eurotiomycetes, Chaetothyriales, Herpotrichiellaceae.